UCGGCCUCCAUUCUACAUUUUAAAGGGAGUUAAUUUGUAACGAUUUUUAUUUGUUUACGAGUUUCUUAAGUAGGUUUUCUCUCCCUUUGGAAAUUGAGUCAAAUAAUGCUGCGUCUUUUGACGUCAGAUGUGUUAUACCUUACAUAGAUCUUUACCAAUACUCCAAAAUUUCACUUGAUGAGAUAAGUUAUUUGAAUGGCCAAGACUUGAUCAAUUCAAAAUUAGAUAAAGGACCAAUCAUUUUGUGCACUACAUGGAUAUAUCUGUGUAUAAUCAUUUGUACAUCCAAACCCAGUUGAACUAAAUUUAAUUACAAGGGUGUCAGCUAGAUUGAUUUCGUUUCAAAACUUGAUAAAUCUUACUUUCUGAAUUAAAUUCCUAAUAUUGAACAAGACGGAUGUUUGAUAUGCAUACAAAUAAGAAAACUAAUGCAAACAUACCAUCACGUAUCAUCGGUUCAUUGCUUUGUUUACUGAUCACCUUGUUUGGUGCAGCUUUAACCGCUUUUAUAGGUCAUAUACUUAUUGCUUUUGAAUAUAUCAGUGAAAUAUUUGGAAGAUAUAUAUUAUUUGGUGGAAUUUAUGUUAUACUUACAUGUGGUGUAUUCACUGUAUUGAUUGGUCUGCUUGGGUUUUUCAGUUUCAUACAUCCAAAUCGAUGUACAUCUAUCACGACUUGUGUUGGUUUAGUUAUUCUCAUUAUUACUACUACUUGCACAUCAGUGAUUGUUUAUAUGUAUCCUAAAACUAUGACAAAUUUGAUAUAUUACCGAAUGAUCAAAACAUUUCCAAAUUAUGGCCAAAAUAUGCAAAUAACUAAUGCAUGGGAUAUUAUGCAAAGUAAUCUUAGGUGUUGUGCUAUACAUAACCGAGGUUGGUCAGAUUAUAAUCAAACUGUUUGGUACAAAUUAACCAACGCUGAUAUACAUCUUCAUGACGAAUUUAUACCACGCACAAAUCUCUACUAUCAUUUUGUCCCCGUAUCUUGUUGCUUAACUAAAAUUGAUGGUUUGACUGGAUUCCCUGUACAAAUUUAUCGUAAUAAGAAACGUUGUCAAAAUUGGCAAUACGGUCCACCAACAUUCCAAGAUGGUCCACAUAAUGAUGCAUUAUAUUAUCGAGGCUGUUAUAACCUACUUGUCGACUAUAUUAAUGCAUACACUGAAUAUAUACUCGGAAUGGGAUUGACAGCUGUUAUAUUAUUGAUAACCGUAUUUCUGUUGCUGCUACGUGCAGAACUUAGGAAUAAUCCAACUGAUCUACAAAUAUACGACACAAACUUAUUAAAAAACAAUCAGAAUAAUCAUUAUUACGUUGAUAAUAAGUAACCUGCACAUAUUUCAAAGAAUGCCGAAUUUUAAUGACCCGUCACCAGUUCAAUCAUUUGAUCCUUCAUUAAAGUCUCUUAAUUUAAUUACUACUCGAAAACUCUACACGUCGACUCAAUUAUCUAUGUCAACAGCAACUACCAGGAGUUGGUCGCUAAUCCUUUCACAUAAAAUAAAUGUGACUAGCACAUACCACAUGGCUGUCAAGCUUUGUUAAAAAUAAUUCCUUUUGCAUUUCACACUCCCAUACAUGACAAAUGAAUAUAUACUUUUGUAACCUUUGCUGUAUAUACUUUCUAACCUGUAUAGACUUUUCUCUAACAUGUUUACAAUUUUCUUGUACGACUUUGGCAAUACAUUAUGAGACGUAACUGUCUCGGAAUAAAAACCAACUGAUUACAAUA
Molecule: messenger RNA, 1731 nt
Organism: Schistosoma margrebowiei
Lineage: Eukaryota; Metazoa; Platyhelminthes; Trematoda; Strigeidida; Schistosomatidae
Source: the annotation of a GenBank genome assembly